CCAUGUCGGUGCCGCUGCUGAAGAUCGGCGCGGUGCUCAGCACCAUGGCGAUGGUCACCAACUGGAUGUCGCAGACGUUGCCCUCGCUGGUGGGGCUGAACGGCACCGGACCCCGCGCCGGCCCCUCCGAGCGCAUCACCCUGUUCCAGAGUCCAGAGGAGGGCUGGCAGCUCUACACCUCCGCUCAGGCCCCCGAUGGCAAAUGUAUCUGCACGGCGGUCAUCCCGGCACAGAGCACGUGUUCCCGAGAUCUGCGCAGCCGCCAGCUCCGCGAACUCAUGGAAAAGGUCCAGAACAUCUCUCAGUCGAUGGAGGUGCUAGAGCUGCGGACCUACCGGGAUCUGCAGUACGUGCGCAACACGGAGACCCUCAUGAGGGGGCUGGACUCCAGGCUGAAGGGGGCCAGCGAUGGUCAGCGCAGCCUCAACACCAGGAGUUUCCAGGAGCUGCAGGAGCGGAUGGCGGAGCUGCAGCCCCUGAGUCCGGUGCUGGAGCAGUACCGGUCGGACACGCGGACGGUGGGGCAGCUCAAAGCGGCAGUGCGGAGCCUCUCCGUUGGGCUGGCAGCCAUCCAGGAAGAGCUUGGCGCCUACGACCAUGCGGAGCUGCAACAGCGGGUCUUGGGGCUGGAGGCACAGCUCCGCGCCUGUGUGCAGAGGCUGGGCUGCGGGAAACUCACUGGGGUCAGUAACCCCAUCACCGUCCGGGCCAUGGGCUCCCGCUUCGGUUCCUGGAUGACCGACACGAUGACUCCCAGCACGGAUAGCCGGGUCUGGUACAUGGACGGCUACUACAAGGGCCGGCGGGUCCUGGAGUUCCGAUCCCUCGGCGACUUCGCCCGCGGCCAACACUUCGUCCAGCACCUGCUCCCGCAGCCGUGGUCAGGCACGGGCCACGUGGUCUUCAACGGGUCGCUGUUCUACAACCGACACCAGAGCAACGCGGUGGUCAAGUACCACUUUGGCUCGCGGGCGGUGCUGGUUCAGCGCAGUCUCCCCGGAGCCGGCUACAACAACACCUUCCCCUACUCCUGGGGGGGGUUCUCGGACCUGGACCUCAUGGUGGAUGAGGGGGGCCUGUGGGCCGUCCACACCAGCACCCGGGACGCGGGGAACCUGGUGGUCAGCCGACUGGACCCGGAGACCCUGGCCGUGCUGCGCUCCUGGGACACGGGCUACCCGAAGCGGAGCGCAGGGGAGGCCUUCAUGAUCUGUGGGGUCCUGUACGUCACCAGCUCUCACCUGGCCGGGGCCAAGGUCUCCUUCGCCUAUGCCACGGCUGCAGCCCGCUACGAGUACACGGACGUCCCAUUGCAGAACCGCUACGCCCACCUGUCCAUGCUGGACUAUAACCCCCGAGACCGGGCCCUGUACGGGUGGAACAACGGGCACCAGGUGCUGUACAAUGUGACGCUCUUCCACGUGGUCGGAGGCGGCGGUGGCGGAGGGGGGGCCGUGGACUCCUUCGCCGAUGCAUCCGCCGGAGGACUCUAGCCUGGGAAUGGGAGAGACGGGGGGAUGGGAGGCGGGAGCACAGAGCGGGCACGGAGAGGAUUGUCGUCUGCCAACUGCUUGCUGAAUCCCUCUGGCUCGCUGGCUGUCUCUCUCAGCUUCUGUCUCUCCCUCUAUCUCUGUGACUGUAUCUGACAGCCUAGCUCUCUCUCCCUCUCCGUCUCCUCCCCUGGGUCCGUUUCUCCAUCGAUCCGUCUCCCUCGGCCUCCGUAUCUCUCGGUCUCUAUUUCUGAUUGUGUCUCUGUGUCUCCCUCGGCCUCCGUCCCCGUCUCUCAGUUGCCAGGCUUUGCUGCGACUAGUCCUAUCUGGGGAACAGUCAGCCACUGCCCUCCCUCCCCUCUUUCGGGCUGAGUGCAUGGAUCUCGUCCGUUUCCCUGUUCUCCUUCUGGUCUCCUGGUUCAGUUAUUUAUUUGUUUGUUUCGUUCUGCAUCGGCCAAAUAAACCAGAGCCUUGGACGUCGGUGGCA
Tachyglossus aculeatus (Australian echidna) is the source of this 1977-nucleotide messenger RNA. RefSeq names its product olfactomedin 2 (gene OLFM2). NCBI's taxonomy places the organism in Eukaryota, Metazoa, Chordata, Mammalia, Monotremata, Tachyglossidae. The record is from RefSeq and is a predicted model, not a curated record. Gene Ontology annotation, biological process: signal transduction.